Camellia sinensis is the source of this 1599-nucleotide messenger RNA. NCBI's taxonomy places the organism in Eukaryota, Viridiplantae, Streptophyta, Magnoliopsida, Ericales, Theaceae. The record is from RefSeq and is a predicted model, not a curated record.
AUGGAGAAUGCAAUGGGAAACGAUAAAGUCCUUUUGGCUACUUACACCCUAAAGGAUGAAGCCCGGAGAUGGUGGCUGUUGGUUCAAAAUAACAAUGGGGACAUGACAUGGGCACAAUUCAAUGAGAUAUUCUACAACAAGUACUUUCCCCAAUGCUUCAGGGACCGAAAAGUUUCUGAAUUUCAAGAACUCAAACAAGGCAGAAUGUCUGUGGCCGAAUAUGAAGCUAAGUUUACUGAAUUAGCUCGUUUUGCUCCACACAUGGUAGACACUGAUUACAAGAAACCGCGAAAGUUUGAGGGAGGAUUGGACCUGGAAGUAUUUGAUCGAGUAGGUGUCUUAAAAUUGCCUACUUAUGUAGAAAUGCUCGAUAGGGCAUUGAUGGCCGAAGCUAUAAUAGCAGUUAAGAAACAAACUACAACUCCAACAACUGAAUGGAAAGAAAAACGGGCUGGAUUUAAUUUCACGGAGGGCCGAUCAUUUUCGAAGAAGCAAAAUACAGGAUCUUCCAGUAGCUCUAGUCAAAGUAGCAGAUCUAUUCCAAACUGCCCCGACCGCAGGAGGAAGCACAAAGGUGCAUGUUACCGUGCAUCAGGUGCGUGUUUUCGAUGUGGCAAGACUGGCCACAUGGUUAGGAAUUGCCCGAUGAGAUUCGAUGAGGUUAGCUGUCCUGUGGCAAGUUCAGCCGGGUCUGUUUCUGCAGCAAGAUCAAAUGUAAGAACCAAUGCUAGAGGUGACACUAACCAUAAAACAUUGAGGCAAUGGAGAGUGUUCGCACUAGUACCUGGAGAUGCACAGAACACUGAGUCUGUGGUGUCAGAUUCUGGUUCUACACACUCGUUUGUGUCGCAUGCCUUUUUUCGAAAACUAACUAAACCUUUAGAAACCAUGAAUUAUUCUUUGUCUGUAUCUACGCCAUCUGGGGGUUCUAUGGUAUGUGCAUAUGUAUAUCCGGCAUGUGAUGUUUUGAUUGAUGGUAUGACGUUAUACAUUGAUUUGCUGCCUUUAAGUAUUGACCACUUUCAUUGCAUCUUGGGUAUGGAGUGGUUGACUAAAUACUAUGCUACUAUUGACUGUGCAAGUAAAUCUAUUGUGUUUAGAUCAUCGGGUAUGCCUGAAUUUAUUUUUACUGGAACUGGGGUAGUUCCUGCCCCAUACUUGAUUUCGGCCAUGAAAGCUGUUAAAUUGUUUAGGAAUGGAUGUAGGGGCUACUUCUGUUGUAUACUGACUACAUCAUCUGAUAGUACUAAUGUGGAAACUAUUCUUGUUGCUUAUGAAUUUCCUAACGUGUUUCCGAAUGACUUGCCUGGAGAUUUAGUUGAUAGAGAAAUUGAAUUCACCAUUGAAUUCUGUGGGCAAGUAAUGCUUCAACAUGUCAUCACAUCAGUGAACAAUGAUGCUGUAGAACCCUCCAUGAUAACUCUUGCUUCAAAACCACAUCAACAAUCUGUCCCAAUAGAACCGAAAGAAAAGAAAGAACUGUUUCCAUCAACUGUUGGUACAAAUGUUGCUUCUGAUAUUUCAGCUGCUGCUGUUUAUACAAAUUAUGCCUCUCAUAUUUCUGCUGAAACAAGUGUAUCCUCUACAAAAUCUCUCUAG